GCCAAAUCAUUGCCAAAUCUGCCAAGGGUGAUUGGGAAAACGUCAAAACGAGUUCCAAACCGUUUGGACGUUUGCACCGAUACACACGUGUUGGCUACAAAAAAGUACAUUCUCCUUGCCUUAGUCGAAUAUGUCGGAUGAAGAGGACGAAGAUGAAGAGAAGGGGGAGACGGGUGAAGGAGGAGAGGGAAAGGAAGUUUAUCCUUAUGGAGAAUACGAAGGAGGUAGGGACGAUCAACUAGACAGACAUGGAUUUGGUAGUGCGUUGCUGCCCAAUGGUGACAUAUACGAAGGGGAAUAUCACCAUGGAAAGAGGCAUGGUAAAGGGAUGUACUGUUUCAAAAACGGUGCAAGGUAUAUAGGAAUGUGGAGGAAAGGACUGAAGCAUGGUAAGGGGGAUUUCUUGUAUCCAGAUGGAAGUAAGUACUCGGGAGAUUGGAGGAAGGACCUGAAGCAGGGUCAAGGUACCUACUUCUUUCCAAACGGUGACACAUAUGAAGGAUGCUGGUUCAAAGGAUUGCGACAUGGUCUCGGCACUUAUACAUACAAAGCUUGCAACGUAACGCACUACGGGACGUGGACCAAUGGACGCAUGGAAGGGCCUGGAAUAGUAAACUAUCCAUAUUUUCGCUAUCAUGGUAGUUUUCAUAAGAAUUUGCCGAUAGGAGUUGGAUGUUUCACAUUCGAUGCAAAAUAUAUGCAGCACGGCUUUUACAUCAACAUGCGAGACCCAGCUUUCGACUACGUUGGCGCCGAGGAAUUGGAAUUAGAAGGAAGAGGAGCUAAUCAAGAGGAGAACGAGUACAGAGGAAACCCUAGAGGCAUAGUGCCAAUAUGGCGUGCAAGGUCAAUAACUGAGUACAAGACUGAGCUGCUGCCACCUGAGCCAGUACCGCUUCCAGUGAAGGAAUCAGUGGAGUCCAUGAUCGAUAUUAUCGACUAUCUUCAGAAGCAGUACGAAGUGGAAGGCUACCAAGUGGAAGAGGAACACAAAGCUACCCCGUCGCCGGUGCCAGCGGAGCUGGAAGUUGAUAUACCGGAUAUUGACUUUGAUAUUUGAGUUGUUGUGUACCCGCGUAUCAACGUCGUUUGUUUUUAGAAUUUAGCGUUAUUGGAAGUAAAAUAUAAUAAACUGAUAUCAGCUUGAUUGGUC
Molecule: messenger RNA, 1153 nt
Organism: Acanthoscelides obtectus
Lineage: Eukaryota; Metazoa; Arthropoda; Insecta; Coleoptera; Chrysomelidae
Source: the annotation of a GenBank genome assembly